GUGCAGUGCAGGUGAGUGUCAAAAGGUUGUCGUCUUGUCAAAGUCCAUUUUCUCCCCCUGUAACGUAAAGGAAGCGGUUUGGGUGUUCUGGUAAUGUAUGAUGGACACCAGUGGGAUGGCAUUGAGAGGAGUGAAGGUAGUGGAGCUGGCAGGGCUGGCACCGGCACCGUUCUGUGGGCUGAUACUGUCCGACUUUGGCGCGAAGGUGACACGUGUGGACAAGGCCAGAACAGCCAUGUCUAUGGACAUGAUGGGCAGAGGGAAGAGGUCCGUGGCGCUGAACCUGAAACAGCAGGAGGGUGUGGGUGUGCUCAGGAGGAUGUGUCAGAACUCAGAUGUCUUGAUAGAGCCAUUCAGAGCUGGUGUGAUGGAGAGACUAGGUCUGGGCCCUGACAUCCUCAUGAAAGACAACCCUGGUCUCAUCUAUGCACGAAUGACGGGCUUUGGCCAGUCUGGUCCCUUCUCUCAGAUGGCUGGACAUGAUAUUAACUACAUCAGCCUCUCAGGCAUGUUGUCCCGCCUGGGUAGGAAACAUGAGAACCCGAUGCCACCAUCAAACCUGCUGGGAGACUUUGCAGGGGGAGGUCUGACCUGUGCCCUGGGUAUUGUCAUGGCCCUGUUUGAGAGGACCAUGUCUGGCAAGGGGCAGGUCAUCGAUGCCAACAUGGUUGAAGGAGCUAGCUAUGUCGGAUCCUUUAUAUGGCACUCAAGGUUCCUGUACAACCAUGGACGUGGAGAAAACUUGCUGGACACUGGGGCACACUUCUAUGAGACUUACAAGACAAAAGACGGGGAAUAUAUGGCUGUAGGUGCCUUGGAGCCACAGUUUUAUGCAAAGCUGCUAGAAGGUCUGGGACUGACCAUUGAAGACCUCCCACCUCAAAUGGACCGUGAGAGUUGGCCAUCCAUGAAGGAGAAGUUUGCAACAAUUUUCUCAAGCAAGACACGGGCCGAAUGGUGCGAGCUGUUUGAUGGGACAGAUGCCUGUGUCACACCCAUUCUGUCUAUGCAGGAAGCUCCAAAUCAUCCUCACAACAAGUCACGUGACUCCUACUUGACCAAUGAGGAUGGAGGAGUACAGCCACGCCCUGCACCUUUGUUGUCGAGGACACCAGGUGUAGGUGGGGUGGGACCUCAGCCUAAGAUUGGCCAGCAUACCAAGGAGGUGAUGGUGGAGACUGGCUUCAGUGAAGAGGAAAUUCAGAAGCUUGCUGAAUCUGGUGCAGUUGACCUUGGGGGAAUCAAAUCAGCCCUGUGAAGACCAAGGCCUGCUCCACACAGGAGUUUGACACUCCUUUGGUGUAGAGUAUAAUGUACUAGUAAAUAUAACUUGCCAGUAUUAUAAGACAACGGAAUUAUAUGGCUAUUUUUAAGUUGAUACAGUCAGACUGUAUGUUGACUCCUCUUUGAUUUUGUCUGUUACUAUUGUGUUAGGAAAUCUUUGGAGAAAGAAAUAAGGAAAAUCAUUACUACACAAUCAGCUGGUGAAAAAAUAGUUUUAAUGUGUCAAACUUGACUACAUUGUGGCAUCAUGAGUAAAGGAAUGAUAACAGGAAAAGAUAAAGUAUAAUUGUUACAGUAAGAAUGUAAGAGCCUACUAGUAUAAGGUGUACAUAUUUUUACUACUAGUAGUUUGCUGUUUGAUUGGAUUGUUGAUUGAUCUGUUAUGACCACUGGUAGAAACUUAACUUUGGAUACUUAGGCCUUGAUUGUUACAUAUAGAAUAGAUUACUAGUAUUAGAUUUUGAGAAGAAAUAUUAACCAAUAUUCUUGAACCUUCAUACCUCAUCUUCAUUUUUUAAUAAAUA
Messenger RNA from Branchiostoma belcheri (Belcher's lancelet), 1808 nucleotides. Its product is annotated as alpha-methylacyl-CoA racemase-like. The coding region runs from base 98 to 1258 and encodes 386 amino acids. The transcript is spliced from 6 exons. Gene Ontology annotation, biological process: bile acid metabolic process. Gene Ontology annotation, molecular function: alpha-methylacyl-CoA racemase activity. The record is from RefSeq and is a predicted model, not a curated record. Gene Ontology annotation, cellular component: mitochondrion. Lineage: Eukaryota; Metazoa; Chordata; Leptocardii; Amphioxiformes; Branchiostomatidae.